GGGUGACCCUCUGAGGCAUGCACACAUGUGACUGCCUGCAGAAGGGGCUGCGGGUGCUGGAGAGUUGCUGUGAGCGGUAGCUGUGGGUCUACGGGCUGGGCUUUACACACAAAACACACCGAAAUCAUGUCUGAGGAAGCAUUUCAGAAGGCUGCAGAGGAGGUGAAGCAGCUGAAGGCAAAGCCGAGUGAUGCUGAGAUGCUGGAGAUUUACAGUUUGUACAAACAGGCCACCGUAGGAGAUGUCAACACGGCUCGCCCUGGCAUGCUGGACUUCGCUGGAAAAGCCAAGUGGGAUGCCUGGGAUGCAAAGAAAGGCAUGAGUAAGGAGGAUGCAGUGAAGGCCUACAUCAGCAAAGUUGAGGAGCUGAAAGAAAAAUAUGGAAUCUGAAUUGUUAAUUGGACUGUGAGGUUCACUAUUGAUCCUCUGGCCAGUCAGUACUUUUACUUUAAAAAGCCUUAAACCUCUACAUAUCACUGAUGUGAUAUUGGCGCCACAAAGACUCACCCCAGGAACACAGGACAUUCAUGCCUGUUUGGCCUACAGAGACCGUCCACCAGCAACUUUGUAACCUUCGCUAAACGACUGUAAAGACCACAAAUGUCAUAAAUUCUGUUCCAUUUCAAAU
Colossoma macropomum (tambaqui) is the source of this 628-nucleotide messenger RNA. It is a transcript of the gene dbi, whose product is annotated as diazepam binding inhibitor (GABA receptor modulator, acyl-CoA binding protein). Gene Ontology annotation, biological process: fatty acid metabolic process. The coding region runs from base 127 to 390 and encodes 87 amino acids. The record is from RefSeq and is a predicted model, not a curated record. Lineage: Eukaryota; Metazoa; Chordata; Actinopteri; Characiformes; Serrasalmidae. The transcript has 4 exons. Gene Ontology annotation, molecular function: fatty-acyl-CoA binding.